AUGUUGAUCUUAGAUAGACAAACAAAUAGAGAAACAAUGAAGGGCGAACCUAGGAAUUUCCAUGUAAAAAUGAUUAUUGAUAAAUGUAAAACCGUGUUAAUUUUGUCCAGUGCGAUUUGUACAUUUGCUGUUAUAAUAUCAUUACACAAGUUACUAAAUCAUGAUGUUAGAUUAUCGAAACCAUUCUCACCGAUACCAGCUGGUUUGUAUGGAAAUUACCUCGAAGCCUUCGUUGAAAAUUCUCCGCCCCCUGAAAGGAAACCAGAUAAGGGACGAGAUGCGGAAGCAGUGGUGUCCUUGACCGCGGCAUUAGAAAUGAAAAAGAAUGGUAAGGCAGAUAAAGCUUUGAAGCUGUUCCAACAUGCAUUCGCUCUUUCUCCAAAACAUGCAGAUAUUUUAAACCAUUAUGGGGAGUUUUUAGAAGAAACUAAAAAAGAUGUAGUAAAAGCUGACCAGCUAUAUACCUUAGCUCUUACAAACUAUCCACAUCACACUGGUGCUCUAAUGAAUAGACAAAGGACAGCAAGUAUAGUUGAAAACUUAGAUAGAGAAAUGCUUCGAAAAAUAGACGAAAAACGGGACACAUUGCUCUCUAUACCAGAAAAUAAUGCAGCUUUAUGUAGGGCUAAGAAAGAAGCUUACUUUCAGCAUAUUUAUCACACAGUUGCCAUUGAAGGGAACACAAUGACACUACAACAGACUCGUAGUAUUUUAGAAACAAGAAUUGCUGUUGCUGGGAAAAGUAUAGCAGAACAUAAUGAAAUUCUAGGCUUAGAUGCAGCAAUGAAAUAUAUCAACUCAACAUUAUUGUAUAGAUUGAGAGAUAUUAAUAUGGGAGAUAUUUUAGAGAUUCAUAAAAGAGUUUUAGGACAUGUAGACCCAGUAGAAGGAGGUCAGUUUAGAAGAACUCAGGUAUAUGUGGGUGGUCACAUACCACCGGGACCGUCUGAAAUACAAAAACUAAUGACACAGUUUUUGGAAUGGUUGAAUUCUGAAGAUGCAUUAGAGUUGCACCCUGUAAGAUACGCAGCCCUGGCUCAUUACAAGCUAGUCUACAUCCAUCCCUUCAUAGACGGCAAUGGUAGGACGUCAAGACUACUAAUGAAUUUGCUCCUGAUGCAAGCUGGCUAUCCUCCAGUCAUCAUUGCCAAACAACACAGGCAUCUUUAUUAUCAACACUUACAAACUGCCAAUGAAGGGGAUGUAAGACCUUUUGUGAGAUUCAUAGCACAGUGCACGGAGAGAACAUUAAACCUGUACCUGUGGGCUACCAGCGAGUACAGCCCAAGCGUGCCGGCUAUAGGCGACCCACAUAUACUGACUGGAGAGGGAUUCGAAGAAGAUAUUAUAAUA
Brenthis ino (lesser marbled fritillary) is the source of this 1353-nucleotide messenger RNA. The record is from the annotation of a GenBank genome assembly. Lineage: Eukaryota; Metazoa; Arthropoda; Insecta; Lepidoptera; Nymphalidae.